GGAAGGAGCAAAACAGCAGAGCCACCAAGAAAGGAAGAAACGGCAGAUAAUUUCCUUUAGCUUUAGCCCGAUUAUAAGCUGCUUAAAGAAACGUUAUAAAGGCAGAAAGACGCGUUAUAACGCCGGACUGAGGCUCACUCAGCACACAGCACAUCCUCAGACUAUCAUGCAGAACAGUAAGAGUGUAAGAGUCCCACCACGGCACGUUCAUACUCUAUAGUUAGCUCAGUUAGCGACUUAGCACAGAAGUUAGCGUGUUAGCUAACACACCAGUCCUGCCUGAAAAGGGCGUUUAAAAAUACAACAAAUCAUAUUUUACUCUAGAAACUCCAGAGAUGAGGAGGAUUACAGUGUUGUGAUCAGCCUUUCCCAGUCACAUGGAAGGAUAGUAACCAUUGACUAUCACCUCCCAUGCCGUGGAAACAUCAGAAUGAAGAAGACGUUCAGCCUUAAGACGUUCCGAAAGUCGUUUAACAUCAAGGGCAAAGAGGAUGGAGAAUUUGUGAUGCUCCAAAAGCCGUCGUUGACCCCCGAGUUCACGAAAGACGAUUCUCUUUUUGGAAAUUGUUACACCAAAGAGCUAGCUUGCGACCUCCAUGGUGAGGUUGAGGCCCACAAGAACAGAUCAAAGAGUGAAAGUCUGAUGGGGACUUUAAAAAGAAGACUUUCCUCCAAGCAGAAACCUAAAAGUAAAGGAGGGUCAGCCUCAGUGGGCUUGGGAGACGAUGACGACACGUUCUCGUCCUCUUCGGUCCCCAUAAGCUUUAACGAAGCCAAAACCCAGCGCCCUUUAAGAUCAGCUUCUCUGCGGAGUCAUCAUUACAGCCCGUCCCCCUGGCCCAUAAGACCUGUCGACCCUGAGGAAGCCUGUAUUAAGAUGGAGGUGAAGGUAAAAGCCAUGGUUCACACACCAAGCUCCAGUCCGUCCCUUAACGGCGUCAGAAGAGAAUUCCAUGACAUCCAAAUGGAGGGACUUUUUGACGAUCGAAGUGAAUCUAUGAAGAAUUUGGAGCCCCCAAACAGUGACUUGCAUUUAAACAUGGAAGAACAUGUGCCUGUAGUUAUCGGACUGAGCCCUCAGGACUACAUCCAGUACACCAUGCCUUUAGAUGAGGGAAUGUACCCCGAAUCAUCCCACUCGUUGUGCUUGGAUGGCACCUCACCAAUCGAGGUAAUGGAACAAGUCAAUGACGAAUCAUUGAAUGUGGAUCAAGGCCAUGUCCACCAUGAUCUUUUAACUUCGGAUAUUCUCAUGGAUCAGUCCAUGAAUGGGAAUGUGCUUGGUACUCCAGGAAUGAAUUCGGGAUCCGAAGCUCCUUCACUCUCACCCUCACUUUCUCCGGUUUCCGCUGGCGAAAUCCCAAGAACCUAUUCCGGAUACGGUGGUGCCGAUUCGCACGUUGCCGAAAGAAUGAGGCACCAUCUAAAUUUCGACCCAAAUUUUGCUCCCGGUGUCAGCAGGGUAUACGAUUCAGUACAAAGCAGUGGACCAAUGGUUGUCACAAGCCUCACUGAAGAGCUGAAGAAGUUGGCUAAGCAGGGUUGGUACUGGGGACCCAUAACAAGAUGGGAAGCCGAGGACAAACUCCUUGACCUUUCCGACGGUUCUUUUCUGGUGCGAGAUAGCUCGGACGAUCGCUAUCUCCUCAGUUUGAGCUUUCGCUCGCAAGGCAAGACUCUCCACACCAGGAUCGAACACUCGAAUGGAAGGUUCAGCUUUUACGAACAGCCCGAUGUCGAGGGUCACACGUCCAUCGUCGACCUCAUCGAGCACUCUAUUAAAGACUCCGAAAGCGGCGCGUUCUGUUACUCCAGAUCGCGCCAGCCGGGAUCCGCGACAUACCCGGUCCGGUUGACCAAUCCCGUGUCUCGUUUCAUGCAAGUGCGUUCGCUGCAGUACUUGUGCCGGUUCGUUAUUCGACAGUACACGCGGAUUGACCUGAUUCAGAAACUACCUUUACCAAACAAAAUGAAAGAUUACUUGCAGGAAAAGCACUACUGAACUGGGAACCAGUAGUAAAAUUGCACUUUUGGAUUAAGUUGAUGUUAAAUGGUUUACAAACAUUUUGUGGAGCUCAAGUGAUCCGUUAGGUUUGUUUUGUUUCAAAAGCAUUAGUUUAACUCAUCUUGGUAAAUUUGUUGUUGCUCAGAUUCAAUACUAAGGUACACUUUCCUGUUUGGAGCAAUCGGGGAACCUGACAGUAGAGUUCUAAUCCAACAGUGUGUGACGAGCUAAAGUCACUCCUUCUCUUCCAAGCCCUUGAAAUUAUUCGUUUUGAUUUAUGCUGCUGUUAUAACAUAACAUUUUAUACACACUAUAUGGGCAAACGUUUGUGGACACCAGACCAUAUGCUUCGGAUGUGCUUUUUGAGCAUAUUACUCCACAUGUCCCCAUCCACUUGAAUUUGGAGUGUGGGUGUGGAGAUUUGUGCUCAUUCAACCACAAGGGCGUUAGUUGUCAGGUACUGAUGUAGGUGAAGAUUCCUGGGGUGCAGUCAGUGUUCCAAUUUUAUUCCAAAAGUGUUAAAUAGGGUUGAGUUGGCUUCUUUAUGCUUGUACAUCGAUAUGUGGUAAAAGUGGCGAUUUAACAGAAGUGACAAAAGGGAUGACAGGAUUUGCUCCCAAAAAGAGCGUUUUUUUUGUUUUUAUUUUACUUGCCAAUUUUCCAGUAACGGUAAAAAAAAUUCCAACAAGGAUUAAAUGGAUUCAGAAUCAGCUCAGCCAGUUGGCAGUCUAGAAAGUUCUGCUGCACCAGACAAUGCUAAUGCUGAAACUUGUAUGUAAAGAAAUUACUGCGAAAGUAAAUACAAAGAAGUCAGCCGAGAGGUUCAUUCGAAUCUGUUAUAACAUUGGUAAAAGACUGAAAACGUACGUCGUUCAGGGUGGAUUUUCCUUUUAAGCGCCGCGAUGCUGCUAAAAGUCAAAAUAAGCUCAAAAUGCCAGACAUAACAGACCGAUGUCAGAACAAAAUAUUAAUCAGGCUCAGAAACCUAUGCUUAAUUGUUUAAUUUGCAUUCAUAUCACACACUUUGCUCCAGGCCUGUUAAUACAUAUCAGUGCAAGGGCAAGAGGAUUGAUUGGUGCACGAACAGAUGAAUCAAUCUGUUCUAAUUAAAGCAAUCUCAGUGAUACUUUAGAUUUUGGAAAACCUUUUUUUAUGUAUUUUUUCUAAUUUCAUGUGAAAUUAUUUUUUUUUAUUAACGCCGGUACUUUUAUUUAGAUUAAUUGAAGAGAUGAAUGAAGUCGUUGUCCAAAUGUACCAAAUCAAUCAAACGUUGACGAAUAGCUUUUUAUUUGAAAAUCAGAUUUGGUAGCGAAACGAUUGUGAUUUGGCGAACCUUAGCUCUUCUGAUAGAUCUUUGAUUAUGAUAUGACACUCGCUCCUCCGUUACUAACGUGUGAUCUACAAUGUGAUCUAGAAAUACACCGAUCAGGCAUUACAUUAUGACAUUAUGACUGGUGAAGUGAAAAACACUGAUUAUCUCAUCGUGGCACUUGUUAGUGGGUUGGAUAUUAUUAGGCAGCAAGUGAACAU
This is a messenger RNA of Silurus meridionalis, 3535 nucleotides long. It is a transcript of the gene socs6a, whose product is annotated as suppressor of cytokine signaling 6. Gene Ontology annotation, cellular component: phosphatidylinositol 3-kinase complex. NCBI's taxonomy places the organism in Eukaryota, Metazoa, Chordata, Actinopteri, Siluriformes, Siluridae. Gene Ontology annotation, molecular function: 1-phosphatidylinositol-3-kinase regulator activity. The record is from RefSeq and is a predicted model, not a curated record. Gene Ontology annotation, biological process: intracellular signal transduction; phosphatidylinositol phosphate biosynthetic process; protein ubiquitination.